Messenger RNA from Vigna radiata var. radiata (mung bean), 1006 nucleotides. Its product is annotated as 2-alkenal reductase (NADP(+)-dependent)-like. The record is from RefSeq and is a predicted model, not a curated record. Gene Ontology annotation, molecular function: 2-alkenal reductase [NAD(P)H] activity. The transcript has 4 exons. NCBI's taxonomy places the organism in Eukaryota, Viridiplantae, Streptophyta, Magnoliopsida, Fabales, Fabaceae. The coding region runs from base 172 to 888 and encodes 238 amino acids.
AAUCUUUUUGCUCGUCGCGACAUUCGACGUCGAUAACAACUUUACGUUAGCAAUGAUCUCACAUUACCCAUUUCAUCUAUUUUCUCCUCUCACACUCUACAAUUCUCUCUAUAAAUAUCCUGGCUUUUGGAAAGAAUCUCAAACAAUUCACUUUCUAUUUUACGAAUUUCAAUGGCAGAAGUGAGGAACAAGCAAGUGGUUCUAAGGGAUUAUGUGGUUGGUUUUCCCAAGGAAUCAGACAUGAACACUGUUGAAGGAAGAAUAACAUUGAAGGUUCCAGAAGGUUCCAGUGAUGUGCUUCUCAAAAAUCUCUACCUCUCUUGUGACCCUUACAUGAGAGUUUUGAUGAGCAAGAUAAGCCAUGAGGGAAUUGGGAGCUACACACCUGGCUCUCCAUUAGCAGGGUUGGGAGUGUCAAAAGUCCUAGUGGAUCUUUUGAAGAAUAAACUUGGAUUUGAUGGAGCUUUUAACUACAAAGAAGAGUCAGACCUCGAUGCAACUUUGAAAAGAUACUUUCCAGAAGGCAUCGAUAUUUACUUUGAGAAUGUUGGAGGCAAGACACUUGAUGCAGUACUCCUUAACAUGAGAUUCCAUGGUCGCAUACCUGUUUGUGGAAUGAUCUCACAGUAUAAUCUCACACAGCCUGAAGGUGUAACAAAUUUGGCAAAUCUCAUAUUUAAGCAAAUUCGAAUGGAAGGUUUUACUGUUGUCAAAUUCUAUCACCUAUAUUCCAAAUUCUUGGAGUUUGUGCUGCCUCAUAUUAGAGAAGGGAAGGUUGUGUAUGUGGAAGACAUUGUUGAGGGUCUUGAGAAUGGCCCUGCAGCCUUGGUUGGCCUCUACACUGGUCGGAAUGUUGGUAAACAAGUGGUUGUUGUUGCUCGUGACUGAAUGCAGAUGUUUUUUUGGACAUUGCUGAGUUUUUCUUAAGUUUUGAUGAAUACUAAGCCUCUUUGUAUCUGACUUUUUCCUAUGUUCUGUUGAAUAUUAAGCCUCUUUGUAUGACUUU